CUCAAGUAGCUUUGAGGGGUUGAAACACCUUCGGAAAAAAAACGCGAGGAACUGUUUCCGCCUAUUUUAAACUAUCUACAUGAAACACUGAACAGAAACAGAGAGCUGUAGCGAGGCGCUGCGUAACCACGGAAACGGCCCCGUAAAGAACACAAACUGCAGAUGACGCGGUUAAUGUUGCAUCCAGAUCUAAACGGAUACAUGUCACACUGACUGCUUUAAAAAAAACUAUGGCUGAUGAUGAAGCAGUGACCAAACCGAAUCCCGAUUCUUCUUCUGAAUCUCCCGACCUUGAAAGCACCAACAGUAGCGUGGAUGCAUCUCGUCCCUGUGCCUCACAAACAGGAUAUGCAAGGAGGGACUUUAUCAUGAUGCCACCUGAAGAAAAGCUCAGACACUUUGAGGGACGAGCUCAGAACCAUGAAGAAAACCAAGAGUUUGAUGCUUGCAUCCAGGACCUGGUGCGUUGCGUGGCUCUUACGAGGCUGGUGUUUGGAGAGGGACAUCUGAAACUAGCCCAGGUCCAUGUCAGACUGGCUAAAGCUUAUUUCCAAUUCAAAGGCUGGGGUCUGCAGGCCAAGGAGCACCUGGCCCUGGCCAGAGAGCUGCUUCCCUUCUGCUCCUCCAUCUCAUCUUGUGAGGUCGAAAAGCUCGAGGCUCUCUUAUGCCUCCUGAGUGUUCACCUCACACAGGGAGGUUCUGCUCUUCUAACAGACAAAUAUCCUUUCAAUGAAUAUGUUUUACACAAUUUAACAGAAAUUAAUAUCAAGGCAAUCAACAACAUGAACAAACCCUUGACUCCUUUAACUCUCGAGGAGGCAGAAUCCUCUUUUCUGGAGGCAGAACAAGUUCUUGAGGAGCUUCAUCAACUUGGGGACAUCAACCAGGAAGAGAAGAUAAAGACUGAGCUGGAAAUCUGCAAUGGCCUAUUCAGGGUCUAUAAGAGACAGAACAGACCAGAGGAGGCCCUACACCAGUGUGAGAAGGCUCUGCAUUUGCUGACGGACUGUGGUAAACCAGAGAAGAUGUGCUCUGUCUACAGGGACAUGGCUGCUAUCGAACAGGACAAAGGUCAUGUGGACCAGGCCAUAGAGCAUCUCACCAAGGCUCAUGCCAUUGCUGUGAGUCACAGCCCAGAGGAGGUAGAGGGGGCUCACAUCUCCCACAGCCUGGCCCUCAUCUUCUCUGCAGCUACAGAGCCCCAUCACAAUGACUCCGCUGGUCGAUACUUUGAGCAGAGUCUAUGUGCAUAUAAGAAGUCUGUAGGUCCGCAGGAUCCAGCAUUUCUUGCUGUGCAGGAUGACUUCUGUCGUUUCCUCCUCUUCAGCGGCCAGCAAGAGAGAUGUGUGGAGAUACAGAAAGCUUCUCUCCCUUCAAAGAGAUCCACAUUCGGUGAGCUGAGUGCUGAGGUAGCAGAAACUCUUCAGCUGAUUGGAAGUGUGGAGAUGACUGAGGGCAGGAUGAAGCAGGCCCACAGGACCAUGACAAAGUGCCUGGAGAUCCUGAGUUUGUUGUAUGGUCAUCAACACAAGAAGACAAAAGCUACUCAAAAAGCCGUGGACAUGCUAGCCCGGGCACCAGAGGUGGUAGCUGAGAGACAUCAACGGAAAGGUAGAAGGAAAACAAAACCUCAAACAUCAUCAGUUGUACCAUCCAGUGGAGAUGAUGGAAACUCGAUGUCAGAUUCUUAAAAUCUUUUUUUAAUGUCUCCACAAUAAUCUUUUAGUUUUGGACCAAGGGCUUAAAACUCCUUUUGCAAUGCACAUGUUUAUCUGUUAGAUAACACAAGCAAGCAGCCACUGAUGUCAAAUAGCUUCUGCACUAAUCAUGUCUGCUGGCAUCACAUGACUUU
Labrus mixtus (cuckoo wrasse) is the source of this 1852-nucleotide messenger RNA. RefSeq names its product tetratricopeptide repeat domain 23 (gene ttc23). Gene Ontology annotation, molecular function: protein binding. The transcript is spliced from 10 exons. NCBI's taxonomy places the organism in Eukaryota, Metazoa, Chordata, Actinopteri, Labriformes, Labridae. The record is from RefSeq and is a predicted model, not a curated record. Bases 231 to 1691 code for a protein of 486 amino acids.